UUCAGUUGAUUAAAACAUAUCUUAUUGUAAGAAUAGAGUUUAGGUUCACAUUAUAGUUCUUUGAAAAUAAAUUUCCUUUAUCGUGAAAAUAUAUCCAGAAAAGAUGUCGACAAAAACUUGCAUCGUGUUCGUAUGCCUUGUCGUAAUGAUAACGUGGGUUGACGUGGCACAGGGACAAAACGGCACCUCAUCUACCACAGUCGAAGUAACUGAGCCAGCAGCGGUCCCUUCUAGCACAACGACAUCUACUCAAGGCCCAGGGCAGACACAAGGCGGUCAGCAAACAAAUGCACCAGACACUACAAAAACGACCAGUACUGAGAAUAACAACCCAACAGUGCCUGGCGGAGGUAAUACCAACCCAACAGUGCCUGGCGAAGGUGAAAAUAAUUCAACCUUGGGUGGGAAUAAUACAAUCUCAACCACUGUGCUGACGACGACUUCUGGAAGCAAAUGCUUCGAAAACUCCACAUUUCAAAUCGCGUUGCUAUGUUUUCUUCAAGCUAUAUUUUUAAAGGCAUUUUAAAUGCAGAUAAUCUAAAUCCCUACAAGUAAAUUAUACAUUUAAUCCGUUGCUUUAUUGUACUUUACAUGGACAUAUUAGUUAAAUCUGCUUACAUUGAAAAUGUACGAUUUUGAUUGCUUUUCUUUUUACUUACCAUUGAAAAUCUGGAUUUGAUGGACAAGGCAGCAACAUGGAAUCUAUAUAAAUGUUUUAGACCAAAAUGGCUCGUUAAAAAUAUACACAAUUGCUGUGCUAAUUUAUUGCAUAAUUCACGCUAUUGCUAUGAGCAAAUUAAGAGCGAGUGUUCAUCCAGCCAAGAUAACAAUUCGUCUAAAAUAAUGACGUCUACAUCACAAAAUACGACAUCGCAUCCAGUACCGAUACAUUAUGUGCUUACGCCUCAAAUGUAUGGCAUUGGUCAUCGACACAAAUCUUAUCCUUGGGUUUUAUGAACUUGUAAUACUUUCGUGACUAUAUAUUUGAAUAAGUGAGAUACAUUAUUUUGGCUUGCAUUUUGAUCAUGAUGAAUAUGUUUAUAUUGUGCAUUGACAGAUGAUGUAGAUACAUUUUGACAUCAACUAGAGCACAAAAUACAUUGCUUUUUAUAUGUAAAAUGACUAAUAUAAUACAGUAAUUGUAACGAUUA
Messenger RNA from Styela clava, 1151 nucleotides. RefSeq lists its product as uncharacterized. Lineage: Eukaryota; Metazoa; Chordata; Ascidiacea; Stolidobranchia; Styelidae. The record is from RefSeq and is a predicted model, not a curated record.